Molecule: messenger RNA, 2187 nt
Organism: Osmia lignaria (orchard mason bee)
Lineage: Eukaryota; Metazoa; Arthropoda; Insecta; Hymenoptera; Megachilidae
Gene: Gmer
Product: GDP-L-fucose synthase-like protein
Biological process (GO): nucleotide-sugar biosynthetic process
Molecular function (GO): GDP-L-fucose synthase activity
Source: RefSeq, a predicted model, not a curated record
AUCAUUGACUACAGAGUAGUCACUGUGCCUAUUUUGUAUGACACCAAACCAACCGCUAGAUGACACUGCUUGAAUUUUAAUUUAUCAAAUGUUAUCGACACGACAUAGCAAAGUGAAAAGUUGAAUUUUAUAAUACAAUAAAAUAUUUUAAUAUUUAUAUUUUAUGAAACAUGUCUGAAAAUAAGAAGAUCAUACUUGUAACUGGUGGGACAGGAUUAGUUGGCAAAGCUAUUCAAAAUAUUAUUGAAAUAGAUAAAAAUGAAAAUGAAAGGUGGAUAUUUGUAGGUUCUAAAGAUGCAAACUUAUGCGAUAAAGAAGGUACAAAAAAAUUAUUUGAGAAACACAAGCCUACACAUGUGAUUCAUUUAGCAGCUAUGGUUGGAGGUUUGUUCCAUAACAUGUCGCAUAAUUUGGAUUUCUUGCGUAACAAUCUUCAGAUGAAUGACAAUGUGUUACAAACUGCUCAUGAAAAUGGCGUUGUUAAAGUUAUUUCAUGUUUGUCAACCUGUAUAUUUCCUGAUAAAACAACAUAUCCUAUCGAUGAAUCUAUGAUUCAUAAUGGACCACCUCAUCCAUCAAACUAUGGCUAUAGUUAUGCCAAGCGUCUAAUAGACAUAGCAAAUAGGGGUUAUUAUGAACAAUAUGGUAGACUCUAUACAAGUAUUAUUCCAUGCAAUGUAUUUGGUCCAAAUGAUAAUUUUCAUCUUCAAGCAAGUCAUGUUAUACCAGGCUUAAUGAGAAGACUUUAUGAUUUAAUAAAAGAUGGAAAUACAGAAGAUAAAACAUUUACUAUAUUAGGUUCAGGAAAACCUUUAAGGCAAUUUAUUUACAGUUUAGAUUUAGCUAAGUUAAUAAUAUGGGUGUUGAGAGAGUAUAAUUCUGUAGAGCCAAUUAUAUUGUCAGUCGACGAGUCUCAAGAGGUCACAAUAACCCAAGUAGCUGAAGCAAUUUCAAAGGCCUUUAAUUUCAAGGGAAAAUUAACAUACGAUAGAUCUGCAGCUGAUGGACAAUAUAAGAAGACAGCAAGUAACGCAAAGUUGCGAAAAUAUUUACCAGAUUUUCAGUUCACACCAUUUAAUCAAGCCAUUCAAGAAACUGUCGAUUGGUACAUAAAAAACUAUGAUCGGGCGCGAAACUAAAGGAAGGUGUUCAAAUAUUCCAUUUGCAGUAAAUCUGGCUGUGCGAAAGGAAGAAUGAUGAUAGGAGUGAACAGACACGCGUUGCGGUAUCGCGAACGGUAACGCCGGCCGAUCGGCUUUACUGGAAAAGUUCGCUAUUUAGUGUCUGAAUUCUGCAAAAGAUAUCUGAAAAACCAUCCGUACGAUUCCCAUCCAGAUUCUGUAACAUCCGAUGAAACAUAGGAGAUGAAAUUCAAGGAAACUUGUAAUAGAAAGACCGAACGUACUCACGAAGAGUCGUCGUUCGAUGCGAUAAAACUACUUGCUAGGUGUCCGAUGUAAAAUACCCUGACACGUGUUAACUAUUUUAAUUUCGUUAGCGAGUUUCAUGACAGAAAAGUGGUUCGAUGUACGCAGCGACCGAAACAAACGGUGAGGCAAACUUCAUCGAAAAUAGUGAUACCGUUUGCAUUGAUUCAAAUGGUAAUUUGUUAUUCCUUCCAUCGAAUGAAACGCGUUAAGUGGUGAGCAUUAAGGACUCGGUACUUCGAGUAAGUAGUAAGUAUCACUAUUUGGGGAGACGUUGAUAAUUUAAUCAAUAUCGAUUGGGAGUUCAAACGUGGAGAGGAAUUAGCUGUUAAGACUGGUUUUAAAACAUUACAUUAAAUAAAUUUGGAAUAUUUACCCACUUCAAGCUUGGCUUUUGCUUUAAAAUUUUACUCUUAAAGCAGUUACGAUUCGCGUAAUCGAAAAGUUACAUCCUUUUCCUUUCAAGCUUACUCGCGACGAACAGAUCGUUUGUUAGAUUUCAUUCACGCUAUCUAAACGAGUUUCUGGCAAAAAAUAUUUCUGUGGUAAAAAUAUUUCGCCCCUCGUGGAUGAGAUCCGCAAACUUUUAACUUACAGAUAAGAAUAUUUUCAGAAAUGAUUUUGGAAACGUUUCACUACUUAAAAGUUUCAACGAUCUCUGAAGAGUUUUAGGGAGUUUGGAUCACUUACGUACGAAGUGUUACCACUCGAAUCGUAUAGAGUAGUCGAAAGGAAUAAUUUUUUCGUUCUUUUUUUUUUU